AUUUUACGUAAAUUCUCCAACCAAUUGUUUUUUUUUUUGGAGCAAAUGGAUUCUCUACAAAUUUCCGGAGGUUCUUCGAACGACGAAGAAGAUAUGUUACUAGCCAUGCAAAUUUCCGGCAUAGAACUCAUCGCUUACGCUGUAAAAACUGCAAGAGAGUUAAAUUUGCUAGAGAUUAUGGCUAAAGCUAGCCCCUUAGAGACCCAUAUUUCAACAUUGGACUUGGCUUCCAAGGCUGCACCAAAUAAUCCAGAUGCUCCGGUGAUGAUUGAUCGAUUGCUACGCUUCCUUAGUGCGUAUUCGGUGUGCACAUGUAAGCUAGUGAAGAACGAAGAAGGAAAAGAGUCAAGGACUUACGGACUAGGAAGAGUUGGAAAGAAGUUCAUUAGGAAUGAACAUGGAAUGUCUAUUGCGCCCUAUGUGCUUUUCCCCUAUUUACACACCAAGGAUGUUACAUGGUCUUACCUCACGGCGUCGAUACUAGAAGGCGGAGCAUGUGCAUGGGAGAGAGCUAAGGGGGCAUUGGUAUUUGAAUACAUGAAGAAAAGUGAGAGUUUCAUGGCAGAUUUCAACGGGUUUUUGAUGAGUCAUACGACAAUAGUCAUGAACAAGGUAUUAGAGAAAUACGAUGGCUUUGAAAGUAUGAAGGAUUGCACGUUGGUAGAUGUAGGAGGUGGGCUAGGCAUUAAUCUUGCCCAAGCACUCUCCAAGUUCCCACAUCUUAAAUGUGUCAACUUUGACUUGCCUCACAUCGUCUCAGCAGCUCCCCUAAUUCCUGGAGUGGAACAUAUUGGUGGCGAUAUGUUUGAAGAAAUUCCACGAGGCCAAGCCAUAAUGAUGAAGUGGAUACUUCAUGAUUGGAGUGACGAAAAAUGUGUGGAGAUAUUAAGAAACUGUAAGAAAGCAUUACCAGAAAAUGGAAGGGUAAUCGUAAUCGAAACGAUAGUCCCAGGGGAAAUAUCUGACACAGAUAUUGCAACCAAGAACGCACUGCGUUUAGAUAUGACGAUGAUGUGUUUAACGCGUGGGGGCAAAGAGAGAACCAAAGAGGAGUUUGAAGUAUUAGCUAUGCAAGCUGGAUUUAAGAUCCCAAAGUUUACUUAUGGUGCUUAUUCUUUUUGGGUCAUUGAAUUAUACCCAAAUUAAUUUACAACUUUUUUACUUUUAAUAUGUUAUUAUUGUUAAAUAAACAUUCUAGUCUCUUUCGAGCGUGGAAUAUUGAUUGUUGUUGAAUCUCUUUCUUUAAUUUAUAUGUGAUUUGAGUUAUGUAUGUGAUUUGCAUUUUACAAUACAAUACAUUUUGAAUAAGUUUUUAACUUCUACAAAAUCAAACUUUAUCUUCCUCCUUUAGAACCUGAACGUCAUCAUUUUCUGUGGAUGCAACUUCUACAGUUUCCGCUGCCUCAGUUUCUACAUUUUCUGUGGUCAAAAGUUCUUGAGCUUCUGAUUCUGCUGUUACCGGAGUUUCUAUAUCCGGCUUUGGUUCUUCAACCUUAGAAGGUGGAGUGUCGACGUCACCAGAAUCAACUUUAUCUUCCAUACUUCUUUCCUCUUCGGCCACCGUCUCAAUAUCAACUUUU
Molecule: messenger RNA, 1580 nt
Organism: Eruca vesicaria subsp. sativa (arugula)
Lineage: Eukaryota; Viridiplantae; Streptophyta; Magnoliopsida; Brassicales; Brassicaceae
Source: the annotation of a GenBank genome assembly